Ylistrum balloti is the source of this 4061-nucleotide messenger RNA. RefSeq names its product protein VAC14 homolog. The record is from RefSeq and is a predicted model, not a curated record. Gene Ontology annotation, cellular component: PAS complex; endosome membrane. The coding region runs from base 58 to 2277 and encodes 739 amino acids. Gene Ontology annotation, biological process: positive regulation of kinase activity; phosphatidylinositol biosynthetic process. NCBI's taxonomy places the organism in Eukaryota, Metazoa, Mollusca, Bivalvia, Pectinida, Pectinidae. The transcript has 17 exons.
CGCUUAACUGUCAUCACAAAAUAGGUGGAAGCGACGAGAUAUGGUGUAAAAAGGACUAUGAGUGGAAACGAUAGAGAUUUUGCCCCUUUGACAGCAAUAUGUGUUCGAAAUCUGAACGACAAGUUAUACGAGAAGCGCAAAAUGGGGGCCCUGGAAGUAGAAAGGAUGGUGAGAGACUUCUCUUCAUCUGGUCAAACUGUCCAGAUUCAGCGGAUCCUUAAAGUUCUUGGUGAAGAUCUUGCAUUGUCUCAUAACCCCAACUCAAGGAAAGGAGGUGUCAUUGGUUUGGCAGCCACGGCUAUUGCUCUUGGAAAGGAGUCAACAAAUUAUGUAGGUGAACUGGUGAAACCUGUGUUGGAUUCCUUCACUGACCAGGACAGCAGGGUGCGGUACUAUGCCUGUGAAGCUCUCUACAAUAUCUCCAAAGUCUGUCGUGGUUUUGUGCUUCCAUACUUCAACGAGAUCUUCGAUGGAUUGAGUAAGCUAUCAUCCGAUACAGACCAGAAUGUUAAGAAUGGAACUGAGCUUCUCGAUAGACUUAUCAAGGACAUUGUAACAGAAAGUUCAGCCUUUGACCUACGUGCGUUUAUUCCAAUUUUGAGGGAAAAAUUGUAUGUGAAAGAACAGUAUCCACGUCAGUUCAUUGUAUCCUGGAUUGCAGUACUAGAUGCUGUACCUGAUAUUAAUAUGCUUGUACUGCUACCCGAAAUACUACACGGCUUGUUUGAGAUCCUUGGAGACUCUAACACCGAAAUCAGCAAAAUGUGCCAAGAUGUUCUACAGGAGUUCCUGAAUAGUAUAAAGAAGACAAGGACUGGUGUUAACUAUGAAGGAAUGGCCAACAUCCUCAUCACUCACAGUCUUUCUGAUAAUGCUUUAAUUCAGUACACAGCCAUCUGUUGGCUCCAGGAGUUUGUUGCCCAGGCUGGAAGGACCAUGUUACAGUAUACCUCUGGUAUCAUAGAUGCAGUGCUGCCAUGUCUGGCUACUGAGGGUCACAUAUCUCGCUCUGUCAGUGAGGCUGCCAAACACUUAAACCUUGCUCUACUGAACCUGAUCUGUGAGGAGGACGACCUGCCCACGCCUACACUAGGAAGUCCUGUCAACAGUAUACCAGAUAGUCCAUCUUCACAGGAACACAAGCCAGACAAUACUUCAACAGCAAGCAGUACAAUCAGACUAAACAUAGCCAAUGUGAUCUCUGUUCUAUGCCGGAUGAUACAACAUCAGAGCCUUAGGACCAGGAUAGCUGCCUUAGAGUGGCUGUCACAUCUCUUACUCAAAGUACCAAAUAAGACAUUCCAGCAUGUGGACAGGUUUUUCCCCGUACUUCUGGCCACACUUUCUGACACAUCAACAGAGGUUGUGCUCCUCGAUUUAGAAACCCUUGCUGAAAUUUCAUCAAAUCCUGCAGGACAUUUUGUUCACACAGAUCAAAAUCAAGUGUCAAAAGGAGAACAAACGACCAAAGAGGAAAAACCCAGUAAAUCAGGACUUAACAGAUUCUUCACAAAAUUCAUGAAGGCUUUGUUGGAUUUGUUUAAAAAAGACCAGAAUUUGCUCGAGCCAGAGGAGAGGGGUUACUUCAUCAUCAGACAGUUGUCUCAGUUGUUGAAUGCCGUAGAUGUGUUCCAGUCAUUUUCCAAGAUUCUAGUAGAGGAGGUAGACGUAAACUUUGCUUGUAAGAUGGUACAAAGCCUAAACACCAUUCUCCUAACGUCUACAGAACUGUUUGAUAUGAGGAAUCAGCUCAAAUCUCUCAGUACUCAGGAAAGCUGUGUUUUGUUCUGCUGUUUGUACCAGUCCUGGUGUCACAGCCCGGUCGCCACAGUGUCAUUGUGCUACUUAUCUCAAAACUACCGCCAUGCCUGUGAUCUUCUCCUGUCUUUUGGUGACCUUGAGGUGACAGUUGACUUCCUGAAAGAGAUCGACAAGUUGGUCCAGCUGAUAGAAUCUCCUAUAUUUGCAUACCUACGACUGCAGCUGCUAGAUGUCCACAACAACCAAGAGCUCAUCAAGAGUCUGUAUGGCCUGCUAAUGUUGCUGCCACAGUCGGAAGCAUUCAAACUACUGCGGUAUCGUCUUGAUUGUAUACCCCACUAUCAAUUAGCCACCAUCAGUGAAAAGCACAGAGGGAAGAACCUUCAAGAUCAGCGACCUCUGGUGUCAAAAAUUAACUUUCCAGAUCUCCUUAGACAUUUUCAAAAAGUCCAGGAAAAGCAUCGAGAAGCACGCCAUAAGAUGGCUUUCAGAGGACGAAUGAUCCAUACAAAGUGAUUGGUUUGAGAAUUCAAGGACAAUGGAUAGGACAUUGUAAUCCUGACUGAUCAAAUGAAACUGGUAGCUAGAGUGUUGAUAUCUGGAUUUGAUUUAUAACAAAAGUUUCACAAAAAAGACUUCAGGUGUACUUCAAUCAAACAUGUAUCGUUACAUAAAAAUACAAGUGAAAUCCUGGUAUCAAAAAAAUUCAUUUUACAAAAAGACAGAAUUUCUUAAUGUUAUCAGAUUGUGUUAUAUAUCAUGUUAAUCAUAGACUAUUGUUGUAUGGAGAAGUAUAGAACAUAAAACUACAAAAACACACUGCUCCCUCACAUCUUAACAUCAGACAAGUCAAAUUUCUCCUCUUUUGUCAGUAUGGUCAUUUUUGAAUCGACAUCGUGGUAAAAACCUAUUAUCAGAAAUUAUUGUUUACCCUCCUAAUUAUGUGUAGAUGUUAUCACAAUUUUCACUGUCCAUCAUAUAUGUCCAGUUUGAUUGCUCAAAUUAGACAGGAAAUGCCAAUAUGUAGCCCCAAAAAUAUUCAUAGCAAAUAAUAAAUUUGAAAACGAGGCAGUGGGCGAGAGAAGGAAUUUGCAUCGCCUGCAGUGAUAAAAACUGUAAAUGCUAGUUUGGUAUGGAACAUUAUUUUCUUAAGAACUUUAUACACAGUAUAUAACAAUUUAACCUUAAUUAUACAUUUUAUAACAUUUGUCAUUUUAGCAUCUCAGUUUCUCCUUUAGCUUACUUGUCAACUUUGAUUUAAUGGAAGGUCCUAUUAUAAAUUGUUGGUUGAUGAAAAAGAAUUCCCGUGUUAUUUAACUAAGUAUUAAAUAUUUGCUUUAUUUAUCAACAAAGUUCACUAUUCACCAUAUAGACCAGUACAACAUUUGUUAAAGAAGAAUUAAAGAAAAAGAAAGAAAAAAAAUUCAGUGUGAUGUCCUCUUAAUGUAGAGCACUCUAAAUUCUAUGUCUCCCACCGUAGCACAUUUCCUAAUGAAUGAUAAUCAAUAUUAUAUAAACAACACAAAUAUGACCAUUUACUAUAGUAUUGAAAAUCUUAAAACUCGAUCAAUUCUGUUUUCAAAAUUCACUCAAAUAUGACAGUUCUGCUGCAAAAGUGUCACUCUCCUUGAGGAAAGAAAACUGAUAAUUUACAGUACUUGCCUCUUGUCAUUCUGAAGUGAAAUACAACAUUGUAGUCAUGUCUAAAAAUCUGAGUUUGUCCCAAACUACACCAAAAGAUAAAAUUCACGUAACAUAUUUAUUGGUUGUUAAUGUCUAAAAUAUAACAUAUUUAGUGGUUGUUAAUGUCUGAAAUACAAUGUAAGUGUAUUCCAGUUUUGAUUGCAGUGACAAAAAAACUUAUUUAAUGAGAAACUAAAGAAAACAUAAAACAUUAAAGUCCAGCUUUCAAGCAUCCCAAAUUUUCAGUUACUGGAUCAUGAAAUCUGGAAGAUAUUUCGUAAAUAGUGUAUGUGUUGUGUUCACAAUCUAACGAAGUUGGGUUAAAGUUAGAUGUAUACUUAAUAAGUAAGAGAACAAAAGACAAAAACUUUAUUAACAUGAAAUGUUAUAAUUACACAUGGCUAUCACUUCUGUAAAAGUAUUUUCACUUCUUUAUAGGUGAAGCUAAAAUCAUGUCUAACAAUUUGAUUGAUAUGUGUUAUCUACUGAAACAUUCUGUUACCUACAAUAUAUAAAAAAAAUUCUGAAAGGUGGGAUUUCCUCAUGAAAUUAACACAGCAAACAAUUAACUGGGUAUAUGUCUUAAGAAUCUAAAUGUGUUUGAUCCUCAUUUUAAA